This is a messenger RNA of Caenorhabditis sp. 36 PRJEB53466, 7599 nucleotides long. The record is from the annotation of a GenBank genome assembly. NCBI's taxonomy places the organism in Eukaryota, Metazoa, Nematoda, Chromadorea, Rhabditida, Rhabditidae.
AUGAAUUCGAUCGGCCACGGCUACUUCUUCCACCACACCGACCAUCAUCACCAUGACGAUCACGAGCAGCACGUCAACGAUAAUCUGCUGCAAGCUCCGGUGAGUCCUUGCCUCUUUUUCUCAUCUUUGUCCCUCUCCCAGAAUUCGUUCUCCGUGUGUUCUUUCUUCUUUCGUCUUCAAAGAAAAGAGAACAAACUAUAUAAGGGCGUCCUGACAGAGAAAAGCUGAAAAAAGCGUGCGCCUUCCCCGCUAUUCUCGUUCACUUUUCCUACCCCGCUUGUCACUUUCAAGGUACUCUUUCUCUUCAGAAAAUCUCUCUGCGCACCAUGAGCAAGAGCGACCCGCACCUCGACAUUCCGCAUUUGCUCGUUAGCCAGGACGCAGGUAUGUCCAUACUUGUUGACCGUGCCAAACCGUGAUUCCCAUAAAUUUUGUUAUUGUCACUAGGAGGCCCGCCUUGUUUUUGUCCUUCCCACCCUCUCUUGUUCCCACUUUCCCUUUUUUUCUGUCAAAACAGAGUCAGCUACUCACAUCUAUCUCUGAAUUCCGAAAUUUUCGUACGAAAUCUUUACUCUUUGCUGAGAAAAAUGGACCCGAGACUUCAUAAAUUCUUGAUGACCAACCAAUUUUCAAAGCACCGAGAUCAUUCUGAAUGUAAACUUAGCAAAAUAGAAACGCUUCAACGGCUCGUUGAUCGGCACGAAACAUCAUUUUCAGCUCAUCCAUCGCUUAACAAAAUCAUGUCCAACUUGCAACACGUCCACGAAGGACUCAAGACUCCGGUCGCUUCUCAUCCAGAUCUGCAGGUCAGUAUGAAGUGGAAUUUCAAGAAAAUACGAUAAUGAAAUACCGAACAACAGCAUGAGAAUCUCAUUUCGCUGUUGACUGCUCUAAAUUCUCCGAUUUCUUUCUGAUCUUUUCGAGAAAUAGUCGAUACUUAGACGCGAGACGCUGUCAUUUUCAGGCUCUGCGCCGCGAAAACGAGCUCCACGACAAGUCUAUCGGGUCAGUUGCUUUUUUGUUUUUCUGGUCGCUCUUCCAGUUCCGCAUGCUUAGUCUCUCAUGAAUGUUUAUCGGAAAGCAUGACGUAGAAGAGGAAAGCAUAUUUCCCAGAAACGCAGGCGCGGCGACGAAAUCUGAGUUCAAACAAUGCUUUUUCCGAGGCGGGAACCGAGAAAUAAGUGUUUGGGCACAUUUCCGUUUGUGUGCGCUUUUAAUUUUUUGUUUUCCUUUUUCUCAUUGAGUCAAUUCCGUUUUAGGAGAAUGCCCUUUGUGUUGUGCUCAAAGUGCGAGCUCAUAAGGGCAUUGCCGGCGCGCGACUUGCUAAUCACUUUGUUUUUGGCUGACUUCUUCAAAUAGCAGACACAGAUCAUUGUCAACAAGACUGAAGAACUAUUUCCUGUAUGGAAUGUGCUUUUCAAACUGUACGAGCUUGUUUACUUGCAGAGUUAGUCAUGAAUGGGAGGGGAGUAAUCUGAAAAUCCUAAUCAGAUAUUCUAAUAAGCUUUUUUGAUAAGGUCUCAGGAAAUGAGGCAUCAGUGAUAAUCCGUUGAGCCGUUGAGCUGUGAUUCCCCGUAUAAAAGAGACAUUCGAGAAAUAUCUCAUCAGUUUGUAGUCAACGCACCGGUCACCCUUAUCAAUUGCCCUUUUCUCUCACUCUCAAUUCAGCAAUUGAUAAGAGAGAAUCGCCGAAAAACUUCCCUGCACACGGAGAUUUCCCCCCAACGUUUUUCCUUCCGCACCACACCCGUCGUCGACGUCGUCGCCGUCUAUGUGAUUUUUCGAACCAGUGACGAUUUGCGGUCGCGAGACGAUUGAUAUGUCCAGGAAACCCCUUUCAUUCAAGUCAUAAACAUCGUAGACCGCGUGGCGAGGGAAAGAAGACGUCAAGUACGGUAGAGCGUCUGUCGUUGACAGCGGCAAAGUGGGGAAACACCGGAAGUCACAGAUUUAUUGUUAUUAUUUGGAUCUCAGAUGACAAAAGAAAAAGAAUGUGAACACACUGAAAGUCCCCCGGUGCGCCCGUCCUCGCUCAAGAGCAACGCAGGUCAAGAGCCUCUUUGAAAGUUUGAACUCGGCCGAUUUUUUUGCUCGUUUGCUUGCUGUUGGCGAUGACCUCGCCUCCGUGCCUCCUCCGUUUUCCUUUCCUCUCAGAAAAGUUUUGCUGAGCUGCACGUUUCCUGCAAAUGUUCCCUGCCCUACAGCUGAUCUCAUCGCAACGCCGUUCGUUUUGGUUCGGAAAUUACAGUAGGCUCGUUUUGCUGGUUUGAUCUCCACAAUCCCCCUCCUUCUGCCCUCGUCCCUUAUCUUUUAUCUGCAAACACUUGGGAAAAACAACAAAAAACGUCGACGGGCGGAAUGGGGGAAUACUCUUCGCUUUCACUCUCCUGAUGUCCUCGCGUGGCGAGAGAAUUGCAUCAGAAUCAUCACCGGUCAUAUGUUCGAAAGACCAAGAACAAGAUCUUUUUGCAUUAGUAAGGAAUGCAAAAAAAAGGAUUUGAUAGGAACACGGAGCACACAGAACAAGAAUUCAGCGGGUGGUAAACAAAAAGCCUGGAACUGAUGCUUGGCCCAUUUUUCUGGUUGUUUUUCAUUUUGCUUCCUGUUUCGCAGCUUCCUGGUUGCAUUUUUCCGUUCCUGCGGGUAUCCACAGUUCAUUUCUUGACACCCACAUGCUAAUUGCCUGUUUUUUGUUCUACCCGGGUGUCAACAAUUUUAGUUUUCAACCUGUUGACCCGUCCAACGAGCGUUCUUCACCCUCCCAGUCUGAAAUUUCUCUGUUUACGACUACUUCCUCUUUGAUUAAUGACUUCUGCUCGCUUUCCCUCUGCUUUGAAAACCAUCACUAUGCACCCAAACGACCCCGCCGGUCAUAAAAUAUUCUCGUUUCUCGAUUCCUUUCCGAACAGAUAAAAAUAGCCGUCUCACUUCCGAUUGACUGCGCGAAACACGGAAUUUUUGGGUGUUUUCUUGACUCAUUGAGUGAGAAUGAUGCUAUCUUUUGCAAGAAUUAAGGAAUCGAAUGAUGGAAAUGUGAAAAGCGUGCAGUAGUAGUCAACAAGGCUAUUUUAGCAUCACUUGUUGGUUUUCCGAACAAUGAUGCAGCUAGAUCAGCAGAAAACAAGAGACCGAUUGGUAUGGACAUGCUUCAGUUGAUGAUCGCUUGUUCUUUUAUCGAUCACCGGGAGUAAACAUGUACACACUGAGACGAAUUGGAAACAAAGGUUCCGGUUUCCUUACUCUGCAAAUUCUGGAUGGUUCUCCAGACGUUUCAAUCGACCUGAAUUUGGUUUUCAAGUGACAGUUUGCCAUAGUUCACGUUUCUCCUUCUGUCCCCUUCUGAUCUUCGUCGUACGAUCAGAACGUUUGGCGCCGUAGUCAGACACCACGUGUGUACGCCGGAUGUUUCGUCACAAUUAGAUGUCACGUGGUGACUCGGUUUGCACGUAGCUACUUCCCGGGAGGUGUGUCCCAAGCGCAUAUGUGAGCGAGGACGAACAACUUGUGAUGUCAGAGAAAACGAGACACGACCACGUGGGCCUUCUGGGUUCAGCAUACACUCAGAAUACACUGUGACUAUGUAGUUGUACACAAUGGAAUCAAAUUGGAGCCUAACGGAAAGGGGCAUGUAUUGCGGGGACUACGAUUUGUUCAAAUAAACAUUCGCUGGCCGCGCAGAACGAAAAAAGAGACGACUCAUUCAGCUGCUCUUUCGCAAUUCUUUGCUCAUUGCCUUUUCGUCAGUGACGAAUUGUGACGAGGCCCAGCAAACAGUGCAGUUUCUGCUCCCUCUGAAGCUUUCCUUGUCGUUAUGUCCGAUGAUGACAUGGAACCCAACGUUCUGCUAGCUGUUUAUGCUUAUUUUUGCAUCCUCUCAAAUUGCAUCAUGCCACGUCGCCGCCGAAGCCUGCUGUAAUCAAGUUUCUUUGCUCAAGAAGAUUCUUCUCCCGCCAACUGUUAUCGCAACUGCUACCACCCGCCGGAAAAAUUGUUCCUCAUCUUUUGAACUCAAGCUAUCUAUCUAUUUUUUCUUUCUCUCACUCUCGUUAAGCUUCUUUCAAAAAAAUUUCCGUCUAAAGAAAAGCGAUAAGAGUUGGUCAUAAUCAAGUUCAAGAGCCAACAACUGUUUGGGUGAAACGUGGAAAACGAAAACGGAGGUGUUUUUCCCAUUUUGAUCUUUUCAUCUGGCGUUGAAAGAUGACCAAAUUUCAACAAAUCAACGAACGAUAGUUUUUCAUUGACAGCCAACUUAACACGAUCAUAUGUCUCCACGUGGGGUCUCCAGCCACCUACAGAAGAUACAAAAAGCCGUAAAGAGAAAUACCUCCCUAUUUGUUUGCCACUACACAAACCAGCUAGUGCAGAUCAGAAUCCAAGAACACCCCCACAUGUUUCGUAUAAUUUCUCCAUGUCUGCUGUCAUACUGUAUCCGAUCUUGUCUGGCUACAUGAUUUCUGAAUAGUUGGAGACUUGAAAUUGCAUAUUAACGUAGUCGCAUACAUAUGGAAAACUUCAGUUCCUUUCAACAACACGCGACCACAUGCUCCCCUCCGACCAGAAGUCGUUUCUGGGACUGAUAAGUAGAAUGUAAAGUGUAGUGUUUCUUCGCUAUCAAAGGGAGCUGGUCCGAGGACGGUACCCUUCUGAAGUCAAGAAUUAGUGUCGUCACAAAGGAACCAGUUAGUCCCAGAGAACGGUGACAUCACCGAGGCCGUACGCACGCCGCUACACUAUUUCUAAUUCUGAUUCUGAUUCCUGAUGCUAACCGACGCUUCGUCUGUGCAAAUAGCCGCAUUCCACCCAGUCAGCCAAACGGCCUUUAUUCAUUCGUUCAUUCCACUAACUUCUCGCCCAAUUCCUUUCUCCCGCUUCCGCCUCGCCGUCUGAGUGGGUGUACGAACAGUCGUAUGACUCGUCGUCCGGUCUGGGAAGAAUAGAACGAAUUGAGUGUACCUAUGACGUGGUUGUAAGCGGAGGGAAAAAGGUGGGUGCGGGAAAACGGCGACACCGAUAAAAGAAAAGCCUUCCAACCUCGGUGCACUCAAUUUCAACUCGAUUCCCCCGUCAUUCUUAUCGACUGUCUUUCAAAUGCUUUAUCUCCGUUUGAAGAGAACGAAGCUCGCCUGGUAGUGUCACUCUAGCUUAUCUUUUCCGUAUAAUCAGCACUAACUGCCGUCUUAGGUUGAAGUUCAAGAAUCAGAAGAGACGAAACUCUGCAAUAGUUGCAUUGUUUCCGGAUUGCAAGCAAGGAGGAAGGGGCGGAAGCUGCAGAUCAAACAAUUCGCAGCUGGUGUCAAGUUCCGUUGCUCUCUUUCCAAUUGCCCAAACACUUUCGGCGUCAUCAGAAAGUUUCAGUUUCAGCUGGCGCCCCCAGAUGAUUCAAUUCCUCGUUGAGCGUUUGAUCUGCGUGGUGCAUGUUGCGCUGAGCUUUUCUCUAUCCCUUCCUUCUCUCAUUUCUCUUCGGUGACCUCGAAAUCAGCGGAGAGCACACAAUGGCUACGGCCACAGCCACAGACACAAAGUCUCGGCCGAAACCACACCACUUUCUUUUUUUUCCCUCCGUUUCGUCAGAUAGAAUCAUCCCACGUGGGCCUUUUUCUCCGAGCGCCGAGAAACAUGAUGAUAAAACGAGAGAUCGCAGAUGUGAAUGAGGGGUGUCCCGGCCGUGUCAUUGAAAACUGCUAACUCUUGUCUGUGUUUCUCUACGAUCGAAAAGUGUCUUGACAUUUCGUUGCCGCGCCACAACGCCUCUUUCUCUGGGCUCCACCCCUAGCCCUCCCAACCGCAACCGCCAGCCUUCUAUAAAACGGUCUUCGUAGGGCAGUUCAUAUCGGCACCGUCCACCUCCUGACUUUAUAUUCUGUAACUAUUCAUAGUCUUCAAAAUGAACUUUGUCGGAAACAAUCAACUUGAAUCCGGGCUUCACUUCCCAUGCAGGUAAUAUCUCUUCCGAAAACAUAGUUUGUUCGAGUUUUAAUAGUCGGUAUUUCAAAUAGUCAUGCGUCUUUUUCCGCAACACAUUUCGGUGUUUGUGUGGGGGGAGAAGCGUGGGAGGCCUGGCCGCAUGCCAAGAAUGCAGCGCCGCUUUGCAACAAAAAUCGAUUUGGUAGUGCAUGCGAGAGAAGUCGGCACGGCACAUUUUCCCUCGCUUGACUCUACUUUGUAUUUUUUCCACGCUGAGGCGUCAGUAUAGUGUCAGACUGAAACCAUAUUUCCUUCUCCAGUCUUACUCAAUCAAUAGUGCGAGACUUUGGAAGGUCGUUUCGUCUUUCCUACAACCUUCUGAAGACACUUUCCACUUAUCCUUUUCCCUCCAAAAAGUUAUCACCGCACACAGCGCCUGCAGUAUACCUUUCUUCUUAUCAUUCCAAAUCAAACCCAAAAACGUUGCGUUCUUUAUCACACAAACAUCUUUCUCGAUCGGUCUCUCGUUUAGCCAGCCUGACAAUCCAGAAAUAAAAGAGGCCGAGAGACCAGCGAGCAAGUGCGUCGGGUACGUACAAUCGCCGAAAUCGCAUCUGAUAUACGCCGAUGCAUAGAUAAUGAGACCUGUCUGUACCUGAUGGCGGGGCCGGUAUUCACGUGAAUUCACAGUAAUAAUGGCCAUUAUUCACAUGAUGCCAUUCUAAUUUGUUCUGUACUUUAACCUCGUAUCAAAAAACCACAAUUGUGUAUGCAUUGUGACACAAUUGACCACGCCCCCCACUUCGACCCCGUCUUCAAAUGAUCCUCCUACACUCGAUCUUGACCUGAUCAGUCCCUACUCUGUUUAUCACUUUUCUUGUAUUGUCCGUUUUUCAGCUCGGCCGCUCUUCUCUCUCAAGAGAGUUUCGCUCAGCCACCACUCCGCAAAUCGUCCUCGGCCAUCGACUGGAACGGCGCCGUUGUGGAAGCGACUCGCAAGACAUCCAGGGUUCGCGAAUUACCUCACAAUGUGACCUAGAUUUUCAGCAGCCCCACUAGGGGACUGCUGUUCAAAAAUUGGUCCAAGCAACGGUUUCUGAACGCUAAGUACGUGCUUUCCAUCGUAAAUCUUUUUCGAUUCCAUUUUCUUUCUUAUAGAGUUCGAAACCAAAGAAGUUUAUGACAAAAUCAGGGAUAUUGAAACUUUUGAAGACUGAAACUGAAUGCAUCAUUUCAGCAAGUCGACUGGCAAGCCGCCUUGUUCGACAAUAGUCGCAAGACGAGCUUCUCUAAUCUCCAGCCCUUCUCUCAAGCACAUCAGGGUGGACUUGUUAUGACAACUUUGGACAACAAGCAAGGAAUGUCCGUUGCCACUGCUCAGAUGCCACAGCAACAGAACCACUUUGCCCAGACCCUUGCCCAGUCGGCCAGCACUGCUUCUGCUCCAGCAGCCACUUCGGCACCGGUCCCGGAGGCAGUUGCCAAUCAGCCAAGAGUGAGUUUAUGAUGUUAUUCUAUAGAAAAAGCAACCAGCACUUGAUAUAAACAAUAGACAUUCUGACAGAAUGGUAGCAAUAUAAACUUUUUCAGGGAUCCCAUUUAUUCGGAGGUGUCUUCCACCGCGGGUUCUUCUCGAAGCCAGUCGAGAGAUCAGACGAAGAAAACUACCGCUAUCUGAUGGCUCUUGAUCGUUAG